AUGAUCCAAGCCCUCGAGUCCGCCUAUGGCAAUCCGAAUGAGCUUUCCGAGGCUCUUGACCGCCUGCAACGCCUCCAGUUUACCGUGAAUGGGAAGACCGACAUUGUGGACUUCCUUGCGGAAUUUGACUACUUAACUGCGACCGGUCGUGUGCCCGAGGACCAGAUGAAGCAUACCUUGUGGCAGCACAUCCCGGCCAACCUAGAUAACAGCCUCUUGACCAAGACCCGUGACGAGUCCGUGACCUACGAGGUUUUCUACUGCUCCGACUACCGCCAAGACUCCGAACAAGACCGGCUCGACCCUAUCACCUCGCGUGAUGCUGGCAGAGCCUUGACCGACGAUGAGAAAGGUCCGCCGCCCAAAGACUCGGAGCCCAGAUUAAGGAGCUCCGAGUCGGAUUCCCCUCAAGACUUCCGUGGAAAGCCAGCCGGCUAUAUCCAGAAACAGCUGGUCGCCACUUUCGUCAUCGAUGGCCCCCCGCUCUCGGGUCGGAUCGACCCUAAGAUCCAGGCCGACGCUGAGAGGCGGAACCGCCUGCUCGAGAAAGAGGAGAAACGCUACCGGAUCCUCCACAAGAACUGGCGCCGCUCUGAUCAAGCUCCUCCGGCCUCUGUCCCGACCCCGUUACCGACUCCGUCUCCGUCGUUUCAGUCCAAGUCUCCGUCUGCCAAGAAGUCUGUCCGUUUUCAGCUCACGACCGCCCCUGCUACCGACUUCGUCUCCGUCGCCUCGGUCCAAGCCUCCGAAGAUCAAGCCCUGAUUAACGCCCUGGUCUGCCAAGUAGAGUCUCACGAGAGAUUCGAACAGUGGAACGAACUCGAACCGUUGAUGCCCCGGGAUCCAGUCCAGCUCGAGCCAAGCUCCGGCCUUGACCAGACCGUCCCUAACUUCAUCGAGCCCGAUCCGAGUCCGCACGCCGCAUCCGUCCUCUUCGCUCCGAAACCGAACACGACCGCCCGCCGCUUCUGCAUCGACUACCGUUGGAUGAACGAUCAUCUUAAAAGUCGCAUCACGCCCGCUCCGUCCCUCGAAGGUACUGCUUUCGGUUGCCGUGAAGCUCAACGCUUCACGAAGAUCGAUGUGAUCCAGGCCUUCCACCGUCUCCGCAUGGACCCUGACUCCGAGUAUUUGACCGCCUUUCGCACCCGUUUCGGAACUUUCCGCUGGAAAGUCCUCCCGUUCGGUCUGAAGGUAGGUCCCGCCUGGUUCCAGCAGUUUAUCAACGCGCAGCUUCACGAUCUCCUCGACCGGUGCGCCAGCGCCUACGCAGAUGACGUCCUGAUCUACUCGGAUAAAGAAGAAGACCACUGGAAAGACUGUCAAGAAGUGAUCUGGCGACUCCAUCAGGCCAACCUCCAGGGAGACAUCAAGAAGUCUAGAUUUAACGUGACCAAGGUUGACUACCUCGGCGUUCUGCUUGAAGCCGGUGUGGGCCUUAGUGUCGACCCUCGGAAAGUUCGAUCGAUACAAGACUGGAAGUUUGAAGACCUCCGAGACCGCACCGCGAUCCGAUCAUUCGUUGGCCUAUGCAACUUCAUCCGUGUUUUCUGCUACCACGCCUCCGGAGUGGCAGAACCCUUGAACCGGUUGCUUAAGAAGGAUGUUGCCUUUGUGAUGGGCCCGGAGCAACGCGAAGCAUUUGAUCAACUCAAGCGCCUGGCUAUCGAAGCCCCGGUCCUCGCCUUCUUUAGACCAGAACUGCCGACCCGACUGGAGACCGAUGCCUCCCGGAAUGCCACAGCUGGUGUUCUAUGGCAGGAACAGCCUGAUCAGACCUGGAAGCCCGUUGGAUUCUUCUCUAAGACCAUGACCCCGGCCGAGCGAGCCUACCCAAUCCAAGAUCGAGAGCUCCUCGCCGUCGUACAGAGUCUAGAGCACUUCUACCCAGAGCUCUUAGGCCAGAAGUUCGAUGUGAUCACCGAUCACGAAGCCUUAGUCCAUUUCUCUACGAAGCGCCUGCUCUCGGUACGACAGAUCAGAUGGUCCGACUUUCUCGCCCAGUUCGACAUCCGUUUCCUCUACCGCCCCGGUCGACUGAACGUAGUCGCCGAUGCCCUCUCAGGAAGACAGCGGAGCCCCUACCGCUUCGCGACCGACUCUCUAGACCCUACGGCCGCCGGCAACCUGCCCCCUCAGAACUUUAGUCCCGAACCUAAGCCUACUAGACCAUUAGUUCUGAGGGCCACGAGUGCCCUACAGACCCCAGAAGACCGAGGGAUACAGCAGACGCCCGAUCAAGACCGCCCAGAACUAGACCCGAACUCGGUCCCGAAGGAGCCGAACUCGUUUCGUUGA
Messenger RNA from Hirsutella rhossiliensis, 2298 nucleotides. Its product is annotated as reverse transcriptase (RNA-dependent DNA polymerase) domain-containing protein. The record is from RefSeq and is a predicted model, not a curated record. The transcript has 6 exons. NCBI's taxonomy places the organism in Eukaryota, Fungi, Ascomycota, Sordariomycetes, Hypocreales, Ophiocordycipitaceae. Bases 1 to 2298 code for a protein of 765 amino acids.